AUGUGUGAUCAGACCUUUCUCGUUAACAUAUUUGGCUCCUGUGACAAAUGUUUCAAACAACGGGCUCUGAGACCAGUUUUCAAGAAAUCUCAACAGCUCAGCUACUGUUCACUAUGUGCAGAAAUUAUGGCAACCGACGGGCUGCACGAGAACGAGACGCUGGCGUCGCUCAAGAGCGAGGCCGAGAGCCUCAAGGGCAAACUGGAGGAGGAGCGGGCCAAGCUGCACGACGUGGAGCUGCACCAGGUGGCCGAGCGCGUGGAGGGCCUGGGGCAGUUUGUCAUGAAGACCAGAAGGACCCUCAAAGGCCACGGGAACAAGGUUCUGUGCAUGGACUGGUGCAAGGAUAAGAGGAGGAUCGUGAGCUCCUCGCAGGAUGGGAAGGUGAUCGUGUGGGAUUCCUUCACUACUAACAAGGAGCACGCGGUCACAAUGCCCUGCACGUGGGUGAUGGCAUGUGCGUAUGCCCCGUCGGGAUGUGCCAUUGCAUGCGGCGGUUUGGAUAAUAAGUGUUCUGUGUAUCCACUGACGUUUGACAAAAAUGAAAACAUGGCUGCCAAAAAGAAGUCUGUUGCUAUGCACACCAACUACCUGUCGGCCUGCAGCUUUACCAACUCUGACAUGCAGAUCCUGACAGCGAGUGGCGACGGCACGUGUGCCCUGUGGGACGUGGAGAGCGGGCAGCUGCUGCAGAGCUUCCAUGGGCACGGGGCUGACGUGCUCUGCUUGGACCUGGCUCCCUCAGAAACCGGGAACACCUUCGUGUCUGGGGGAUGUGACAAGAAAGCCAUGGUGUGGGACAUGCGCUCCGGACAGUGCGUGCAGGCCUUUGAAACACACGAAUCUGACAUCAACAGUGUCCGAUACUACCCGAGUGGAGAUGCCUUUGCUUCGGGAUCAGAUGAUGCUACGUGUCGCCUCUACGACCUCCGGGCAGACAGGGAGGUUGCCAUCUAUUCCAAAGAGAGUAUCAUCUUUGGAGCUUCCAGCGUGGACUUCUCCCUCAGUGGUCGCCUGCUGUUUGCUGGAUACAACGAUUAUACCAUCAACGUCUGGGAUGUCCUCAAGGGAUCCCGAGUCUCCAUCUUGUUUGGACAUGAAAACCGUGUUAGUAGUCUACGUGUUUCCCCUGAUGGGACUGCCUUUUGCUCAGGAUCAUGGGAUCAUACCCUCAGAGUCUGGGCUUAAUCAUAAUGCACAUAUAGGUACCUGAGAAUAGAAUUUGAAAUUGUCACAUGUAAAUAGAUCUUGCUUCUAGAGGAUCUGAGAGUUUAUUGCAACUUAGCUUAAGGGAGCAGCUCCAUGACUGAGAGUUCAGCAAGCAUCUCCAAUAUUACUGUUAAAACCACCACCAUGGAAAGAUCCCAGUAUGAGCCUUCAGCACUAUGAGAACACCUUCAAGUACAGUGUUUUUCAUUUCAAACACUUUUUAAAAUGUAUCUGUUUUUAAGGUUAUUCUAAACUAUCCUCUCAACUCAUUCUAUCUCCAGUACAGUUCAGCAUAUAAUAUAUUCCAUAUUGUUUCCUUGAAUCACAUUUAUUUUUCGGAGCACUUUAAAAGCUGAUUUUUCUCAGUGCACACUGUGACUUUUGGAACCUUCCCCUGGAAGUGCUGACUUUAAUGAACUGUGUGAGAAGGACAGUGUUAAUUGGUCUUUGAUAGAAGAAAAUGCCAAUUCCAAAUGAAAUUAGACAGAAUCAAUUUUUUUAAAGUGUGUUUUUAUGGUGAAAGUAUCCUUUUCAGCCUUGCGUCCUAUUGUAUUUUUUCGGAUAAAACAUUUUCAUAUGUGUAAACAGUUAUAAAUGAAGCAGAGAUAUCAUAAAAUAGAAGGUUUGAUGUGUGAAUCUUGUGAUGGUGGGAUAUAUCACUGCAUCAUGUGGACAGGACAUUUUCUUUCACUAGAGGGAAAAGCUGAGUGCUGUUUGUGACACAAAUGCUUCUCAGGGCAACCAAAACCUUUUUGUGUGGGAACACAAGACAGUAAACUCAUUUAAAAACCUGUUUGUAGUGUUAGACGUAUUAGGAUUAGUAGCAUCUACUCAGACUAAAAUGAAUCUUAUUCAUAUCAGUUAUACUCAUCUGUAUUGCAUUGCAAGUGCAAUUACAUAUACAAAUUAAUUGAUAGGUCU
Kogia breviceps (pygmy sperm whale) is the source of this 2130-nucleotide messenger RNA. NCBI's taxonomy places the organism in Eukaryota, Metazoa, Chordata, Mammalia, Artiodactyla, Physeteridae. The record is from RefSeq and is a predicted model, not a curated record.